UCAUAACCUCUUUCUCUUUUGACGUUUGGAAGUGAACAUUGAGUUAAAAAUGCGAUUUUACAAUAUUUAAUAUAAUUUAUAUCAAUAUUUAUUAAUAAGUAAUGAAAACAAUUAUGAAAUACUUAUAAAAAAUGGAGCAUUUAAUGAAAGGAAAAUUUGGGCGGAUCAUAAUAAGUUCUUAUUCGCAAAAUCCCUUAAAGUAUGGGCGAAAUGCAUGUGCUAGAAGGAAAAUGUAUACUAUGUGGACAGCUAGAGCAAUUGAUCGUUCAAAACCGCUGCUUAAAACUCAAAUUCAGUAUCAAAUUUCUAAGAGAAAUUAUGGAAUGUUUGUUGUCAGAGCUCUCAGAAGUGUCCUUAAAAUACGGUACUUAGUAUUAGGAGGAGCUGUAGGUGGAGGAAUGACGUUGCAAAAGAAAUACAAUGACUGGAAAGAUGGACUUCCAGACUUAAAAUGGUUAGAAGAUGUUAUGCCUGACAAUGACAAGUGGCAGCAGUGGAGAGUUUCCCUCAUAGACCUCAAGGAUAGUGUGAAAAAUAACAUUGACAUUGAUCCCAGACUGAAAGCACUAUCAGAAGCAAAAUAUAAUCAGUUUAAAAACUGGUUUGAUGAACGUUUAAAUGAUGCUAUUGCUGCUGCUGAACAGUCAGAGAAAGAAUCAUUGCCACCUUCUGUAUCUGGUGCUUUCUCAGGCCUUUCCGAGUUUAUAGACAGACUGUACUCAGAAACAAAGAAGGAUUUAAAAGAAAGGCAAACAGUUCACGCCAUUCCUUUUACGAAUAAAGAAGACGAAAAUUAUAGGAGACAAACGCAAUCACGUUUGGAAGCUAUGCAAGACGAAGUUAUCCAGACGCAAAUUAAGUAUCAACGAGAACUGGAAAAAUUAGAAAAGGAAAACAAAGAACUAAGAAAGCAAAAUCUUCUACUUAAGCAAGGGCGCAAGCCGCUUACACGCCAAGUCAAACGCAGUUUGAUAGAUAUGUACAGUGAAGUUUUAGAUGAGUUAGCAGACUAUGACAGCACUUAUAGUGCUGCUGAUCAGCUUCCUAGAGUUAUAGUAGUUGGGGAUCAAAGUAGUGGAAAAACUUCAGUACUAGAAAUGAUCGCACAAGCUAGGAUUUUUCCGAGAGGGGCUGGUGAAAUGAUGACAAGAGCCCCUGUUAAAGUAACUUUGUCGGAAGGGCCCUAUCACGUGGCACAAUUUAGGGAUUCUUCAAGAGAGUUUGAUUUAACUAAAGAUUCGGACUUGGCGGACCUUAGGAGGGAAGUUGAAUUGAGAAUGCGCAAUAGCGUUCGAGGGGGAAAGACCGUAUCAAACGAAGUAAUCUCAAUGACGGUCAAAGGUCCUGGUUUACAAAGAAUGGUGCUAGUCGAUCUACCUGGUAUAAUAUCGACCGUUACAACAGAUAUGGCAGCAGAUACAAGGGAGGCAAUUAAACAAAUGACACAGGCUUACAUGAAUAAUCCAAAUGCCAUAAUUUUAUGUAUUCAGGUAUUACAAAAAAAAAAAUUUUUUGGCAAUUAUAAU
Messenger RNA from Agrilus planipennis (emerald ash borer), 1526 nucleotides. RefSeq names its product dynamin-like 120 kDa protein, mitochondrial. The record is from RefSeq and is a predicted model, not a curated record. Gene Ontology annotation, cellular component: cytoplasm; microtubule; mitochondrial membrane. Gene Ontology annotation, molecular function: GTPase activity; GTP binding; microtubule binding. Gene Ontology annotation, biological process: mitochondrial fusion. The transcript is spliced from 9 exons. The annotation marks the transcript as partial. NCBI's taxonomy places the organism in Eukaryota, Metazoa, Arthropoda, Insecta, Coleoptera, Buprestidae.